AUGAAUAUGCAGGCCGAAAUAUGGGUGGAUACAAAACAGAUGAUGGCAGAGGCAAAGAGGCUGUACAAGGAGUUCAGUAGUUUGAGCAUGAAGUCUACUUCUCGUAGUGAAAAGUUGUCUUACUCAAAUUCAAUGACCCAGAUUCCAAGCAAAAUUGUUGGCUUGAGUGUUCCUCUGGAAGAGUUAAAAAGGAAGCUCCUCUUUGAGAAUGUCGCUGUUAUUGGAAUAUGUGCACCUGGAGGAUGCGGGAAGACGACCUUGGCUGCAAAGCUCUGUCAAGAUUACAAAGUGCAAGCUGAGUUUGCGGCGAUCGUUUUCAGUACAGUAUCUGAGAUGCCAAACUUGCUAGAGAUUAUCAAAGACUAUGGGCAAAGCUGGUCAACGCAAGUUGCAUACCCGAUUUUAUUAAUGAGAAUGAUGCAUUCGAUCAGUUAACAGACAGUCUGAGCAAGAGAAAGCAUAAACCUUCUCUAGUGGUUCUAGAUGAUGUUUGGUCUGAAUCAGUACUCCAGAGGCUUGUAUUCAGAAGGACAGGCUUCAGAACACUAGUUACAUCAAGAAUCAAUUUUAAGGGUCUUGAUUUAGCCUAUCCUUUACAAAUGUUGGGACCAGAAGGUGCCAGGGAUCUGUUCUGUCAAUCAGCUUUCGCCCCUGAUCAAGCCCUUGAUAAGCUGGAUCCUGAGCUUUUGGAACAGCUGGAACAGAUAGUGAAAGGUUGCAGAGGUCUGCCACUGGCACUAAAAGUAAUUGGAGGCUCACUGAGGCAGGAACCUGUCAGGAAAUGGCGCAAGACAGCACAGAUGCUCCUGCAAGGAAAUCAAAUCUUUGAGAUGCAUGGCGAUCUCCUGGGAUGCUUGAGCAGCAGUUUAAACUCCUUGAGUAAAAUACUUACGGAGUGUUUUAUGGACCUGGGUACUUUUCCGGAAGAUGAAAAGAUACCUGCAGCCUCUCUCAUUGACGUGUGGAUCGAAAUCCAUGGCUUAACUGAGGAUGAUGCAUAUGUUGCUUUGCUUGAACUUGCGAGCAGAAACCUAAUUACACUUGUUGAGAGAACAAGGUGCGAAGCUGGGGAUGUAGAUGGGAGCUUCAGUGACCUCUUUGUUUUUCAGCAUGACAUUCUGAGAGAAUUGGCAAUCUAUACCUGCCGUGUGAACAAUGGUGGUCAGUCGACAAGACUUAUCUUGAGUGAAGGAGAUCUUCUGGAAAUCUCAGAGCGACAGAAGGAACAAGCAUCCCUGGCUGAGAUAGUUUCCUUUCAGACUGGUCAAAUGGGUCCCGGGAACUGGUUUGAUAUACCUUUUCCUCAUGCUGAGGUCUUGAUCCUGAACUUCUCAGCUGACUCGUAUUUCUUGCCCCCAUCUCUGGAGAUAAUGGAAAACCUCAAGGUUUUGAUUAGUGCAAACCAUAGCACACGCCCUGCAGAAUUACAAGGCCUGUCUGCAUUGGGUUCUUUGAAGAAUCUCCACAGAAUUAGACUGGAGAAAAUAUUAAUCCCUCCUCUUUCUACUUUUACACAAGCAAUGCAGACAGUGCAGAAGCUAGUAAUGGUGCUCUGUGAGGUCAGUCAAGUCAUUCAUUGGGAUAUUCAUAGCAACUUUCCAAUGCUAACGGAGCUAGAACUGGACUACUGCCACGGUGUAGAGACAUUGCCUCCUGGACUAUGCAGUCUUACCAAUCUACAGAAACUAAGCAUAACAAAUUGCCCUGAUCUAUUUGAACUGCCCGAGGGAAUAGGUGGAUUAGGAAGAUUAGAGGUCUUAAGGUUACACUCUUGUUCAAGUUUGGAAGGCCUUCCGGAUUCCUCAUGUAAACUUGGAAGCCUCAGAUUCUUGGAUCUGUCUCAUUGCUCGAGCAUUGAGAGCUUGCCAGACAACAUUGGCCAGUUGCAGCAUUUGAAAAGAAUUGAUAUGAGAUGGUGCUUAGGGCUGACGGAACUGCCAACAUCAGUGGCACAGUUGAAAGGACUUACAGCAGUUGUUUGUGAUGAGGAUACUGCAUAUCUAUGGAGGCCUUUUGAGCGUGUGCUCAGCAAUGUAACGUUUCAGGUUCCUAAAGAAGAUGUGAACUUGAAAUUUCUUGUAUAAUCGUU
Molecule: messenger RNA, 2089 nt
Organism: Nymphaea colorata (pocket water lily)
Lineage: Eukaryota; Viridiplantae; Streptophyta; Magnoliopsida; Nymphaeales; Nymphaeaceae
Product: probable disease resistance protein At4g33300
Exons: 5
Coding region: 600-2084 (494 amino acids)
Biological process (GO): defense response to fungus
Molecular function (GO): ADP binding; protein binding
Source: RefSeq, a predicted model, not a curated record